AUGGAAGAUACAAAAAUUGUUUCUACUACGGAGAAAUACUUGGAAAGUAAUUGCAGGAGAAGCAAUAGUAGCAUAUUUGCACGAUGGCUUAAGGAUUCAAAACCGGCAGAAAAAUCAAAAUAUAAUACAUUACCCCACGUUGGGCCUAAAACAAAUGAAGUUGGAAAUCAUGCUAGUUUAUUUCAAAAGUUAUUCGCCUACAGAUUGGACAGUAAUUCUAAUAAAUUUCGCAAUAUCGAUGCAAACAAUAAUAAAAAUAGUUAUCAAGAAAAUGAUGCCACACCGUCUUCUACAAGUGAUGAUAAAGUUAUUCCUCCGAGACGAGUCACAAAUAUGAUACUAAAUCGUCAUCGGUUAGAAACUCAAGAACUACCUUCAACAAGUGAAGCAGAAAAUUUGGAAUCGGAUCGGAGCGAGAAAUAUUGUGAUAUUAUUCCUAAUUUAGAAUCUCCAGCUUACCUCCAUUUGAAAUCUAUGAUGGACGAUAGCUUAGUUCGCGUCCAGGGGCAAAUUAAUCUUGUGAAAGAAAGUGAAAAAUUCAUAUUAUGCGCAAUGACAAAAUAUUUGAAAAACCAAACUACAACUCUUGAAUUAAGUGAGAAUUUGAAAAGGCAUAUAGCAGUUAUGUUGACUGCUCAUGUUGAAAGUUCGCGGGCUGAACAAGAAAUGCUGAAGGAGCAAAUUGAUUCAAACAGAAUACAACAACAAAGCUCUAAGCAUCCAGAAGAUAUCAAGCUGGCAGAAAUAGUUAUGCGUAACGAAGAAUUGAGGAAGAAAAUUAAAGAGCUGCGCGAUUAUAUAUGUACUCUUCAAACGGCUAUUACGGAACUAACGGCGAUGGUUCAAAAUUUACAGCAACGGAAUAGGAAGUUGGAUGCUGAUAACGAAUAUUUAAAAUUCUGGAUUGAAAGAAUCGAUCAUGAUUACACUAAUCAGAUGGACCACAUGACCCAUUUAGUUCAAACAAAUAUUGUUCACGAUCCCGUCCUGGCUUUGGGAACACUUUCAAUGGAAUUGCGCACAUUAAGUUCCACAAUCAAUAGAGGUUCUAUUUGCAAUGAUAUGGAAUCAAGAAAGGAAAUAAAUAGUAUCAUUGCCAACGUUUGUAGUACAUGUCAUGAGACAAUUAAAAAAAUUAACGAUGAAUUUAUCAAACAAAAAGAUAUGGAUGGUGGAUUAGGCAAACCAACUGCAAUUGAUGAAUCUGAAAAGCUUAGAGAUAAGGAAAACUUGAAAAUCACAAAUGAAAAAAUGCAAAAUCUUCUGAAAAUUUUAAGUGAAUAUGAAAAGAAAGCCAAGCAGUGGGAAAAGGAAAAGGAGACUAUUGAAAUACAAUAUAAUAAAGAAAAAGAGGAGCACGCAGAAUAUUUGAAAACAAUUUCCAAACGCAUUGAUAAAUUGACCCAGGAAAAUGAGGAACUAAAAGAUCUCAAAUGCCAAUCAUCAUCAAUGUUGCAAACUAGUAAAGGUGCUUUAGAUAAUGCUCAAAAAUACCUCAAUGAACAACUUAGAAGAAUCAGGGAAUUAGAAGAUAAUGUGACUGAUAUUACACGGGAGAAUAAUCGUCUUACAUUAGUAGCAGUUUAUAAUAAGCAGCUUUGUGACCAGCUUCGGAAUACAGUUUUGAAUCGAGAUGAAGCUAUAGAACAACUACGUUCAGGAAUGCAGCAAUGUUCUCUUCAACUCAGCGAAGACAAUGUCGAAAAAAUAGCAUUAUGUGGAGAAGUUGAACAAUUAUCAGAGGAGAAGAGUGCUUUAACAGAUAUUAUUGCAAAAUUAAAGGAACAAACCAAGAAAAAAAUACGCCAGAAUGAGUCUGACAAAAAAGCCUUGAAUGAACUUACUGCUCAGAACAUGAAAGUGGCAUUAGAACGUGAUGGAUUAUUAGAAGAAAGAGUUCAUUUACUGAAUCAGAUAGAAUUAUUAAAACAGAGAGCAGCAAGACAACGUAUGAAGUGUGAAAAUCAGGUUACAACAUGCUAUCAACUUAAUAUGAAGGUUGCCGAAUUAACGGAAGCCCAACAUAAAUUAUGGAAAAAUCAGGAAUAUUUACCAAAAAAUGUUAGUGUACAAACUACAAAUCCGCUUCCUAUAGCUGAAGCAAACAAAGAUGUUGUAAAUUACCCAGCUCUAUCAACUUUUAAUAUAAACCGAUCAGAUGUUAAAACUAAUAUGUGUACUUGUGGGGUCAAGCAGCUUGAAGACAAUGCAUUUGGUGGUGUGAAGCAAUUAUGCCGAUGUGUCAGUGAAACUCCUGCGAUUUCUAUUUUCCACAUGAGUCAAACUAGUACCAAUUUUUCAAAAGAUAAUGGAUUUAACCCUUGCCAGAAUUCAAGUCAAGAACUUUUUGUUAAAUGCAGUUCUCGGGAUCUUGAAGAGCUCAGGAUUGAUAGAAAUAGAUUACGAUCCGACUUAGAGUCUACUCAGGAGCGAAUAAAAGAACUCCAAGAAAAAUUAAAUGAGCAGACUAAAGAAAAGGAGAGAAUUUUGGAUCAAUUAUCUGCUCAAACUAAGUUAGUUACUGAAAUGACGGAAAAAAAUUGUGAAAUGAUGACAAAAAUGAAAGUUACUCAAUCAAAUAAUGAACAUCUCAUGUGGGAGUUAUGCCAAAAAGAUUGUCGUUUCAGCGAACUUAAAACUGAAUAUCGAAAUUACGCGGAUAAAGCAGAAGCAGAUUUUAAACAACUUAAAGCUGAUUUAGAAGAACAAAAGCAGUUAGUUAAUUUACGUAAUGAAGAAAUUCAAGGAUUGAUGGAGGUUAAUUUAAAAAUAAUAUGA
Ctenocephalides felis (cat flea) is the source of this 2778-nucleotide messenger RNA. Its product is annotated as interaptin-like. The record is from RefSeq and is a predicted model, not a curated record. The transcript is spliced from 24 exons. Bases 1 to 2778 code for a protein of 925 amino acids. Lineage: Eukaryota; Metazoa; Arthropoda; Insecta; Siphonaptera; Pulicidae.